AUGGCAUUGUUGAUGCCACUAAAUGGGCUGAAGGAAGAGGACAAAGAGCCCAUCAUUGAGCUCUUAGUCAAGGCUGGCAGUGAUGGUGACAGCAUAGGAAACUGCCCCUUUUCCCAGAGGCUCUUCAUGAUUCUUUGGCUCAAAGGCAUUGUAUUUAGUGUCAUUACCAUUGACCUGAAAAGGAAGCCUGCAGACCUGCAGAACUUGGCUCCCAGGAUCCACCCACUAUUUAUAACUUUCAACAAUGUAGUCAAAAUAGAUGUAAAUAAGAUUGAGGAAUUUCUUGAAGAAGUCUUAUGUCCUCCCAAGUACUUAAAGCUUUCACUAAAACACCCAGAAUCAAAUACUGCUGGAAUGGACAUCUUUACCAAAUUCUCUGCAUAUAUCAAGAAUUCAAAGCCAGAGGCUAAUGAAACACUGGAGAGGUGUCUCUUGAAAACACUGCAGAAACUGGAAAAAUUUCUGAAUUUUCCCUUUCCUGAUGAAACUGAUGAGAAUAGUAUGGAGGAUAUUAAAUUUUCUACACAUAAAUUUCUGGAUAGCAAUGAAAUGACAUCAACUGAUUGCAACCUGCUGCUCAAACUGCACAUUGUCAAGGUGGUGGCCAAAAAGUAUCACAAUUUUGAUAUCCUGAAAGGAAUGACCAGCAUCUGGAGAUACUUAACUAAUGCUUAUAGUAGGGAUGAGUUCACCAGUACCUGUCCCACUGACAAGGAGGUUGAAAUAGCAUAUAGUGAUGUAGCCAAGAGACACACCAAGUAA
Choloepus didactylus (southern two-toed sloth) is the source of this 762-nucleotide messenger RNA. Its product is annotated as chloride intracellular channel protein 4-like. The coding region runs from base 1 to 762 and encodes 253 amino acids. The record is from RefSeq and is a predicted model, not a curated record. The transcript has a single exon. NCBI's taxonomy places the organism in Eukaryota, Metazoa, Chordata, Mammalia, Pilosa, Megalonychidae.